Molecule: messenger RNA, 1370 nt
Organism: Diatraea saccharalis (sugarcane borer)
Lineage: Eukaryota; Metazoa; Arthropoda; Insecta; Lepidoptera; Crambidae
Source: the annotation of a GenBank genome assembly
UUUUUUGACAGUUUUUGUUACAGAGUAAAAUAUAUCAUUGCCGGUAGUAUCAUACGUACUUCGGUAGCCCAACAUUUUUCACUGUCACCAUUGCUCAAUGUGUUACUGAGGUUUAUGUUAAAUAUAAAAUAAAGUAAUGGAUGAAUUAGUUGUUGGAACGUACGAAGGAUUUUUAUUAGGUUAUACAGUGCAAUCGCAAAAUGAAGAAACAAAACUUAAACAAACGUUCGCUACUCAAUCACAUACAGCAUCUGUUCGUUGUGUUUCUACUGCUGGGAAAUUUCUGGCCACAGGUGGCACAGAUGACAAAGUGGUUAUUAUAGACUUAAAGACACGUAAAGAACACACAGUCCUAAUGAACCAUGAUGGCACAGUCAACACUUUAGGGUUCACACAUAGUGGCACUCAUCUGUUCACUGGUAGUGAUGAUGGCAAAAUCAUAAUCACUAGAACUGGCAAUUGGCAAAUUGAAAAGAUUUGGAAAAAAGCUCAUGCGGGUCAACCUGUUACUGCUAUUGCUGUUCAUCCUUCAGAUAAAUUAGCCCUGAGUAUUGGAGGUGAUAAAACUCUUAAAACAUGGAACCUAAUCAAAGGUCGUCCUGCUUUCACUAUCAAUCUUGCUAGUAAGGGUAUAGCCAUGCCGACUGAAAUAAAAUUCGCACCAGGAGGUGACAGAUUUUCACUUGUAUAUCAACAGUGUGUUGAUGUAUGGACCAUAAGCAAAGCAGGUGUAGAAAAACAUAUAACAUGUAAUUCAAAACCUACUACAGUGCAGUGGAUAACUGAUGAAAGAUUGUAUGUCGGCUUAGAAAAUGGCAAUAUUAUUACGCUAACAGUUAGUGAUACAACAGCAAUGACUUACCAAGCCCAUCAACAAAGAGUUAAGUGUUUAUAUUAUGAGAAAAAUAAAUUGUAUUCAGCAUCUAGUUCAGGUGAAUUGAAGGUCUGGAUGGUUUCAGACUCAAAGUUAAAAGAGAUCUGUUCAAGUAGUGCUGGUUGUAGAAUUACCUGUGUAGCAUUAAACAAACAAAGUUAUCUUCUCAAAAUGGAAGCCGAGUCUGUGGGUAAAGAAGAACAAGAAACUAUUGAAAGUGAAAUAGAAUCUGAUAACGAAAAAAGGUCACUGGAAACUAAGAAACGAAAACCAGGAGCAUUUGUUACAAUAGCUUAUGAUGGUGAAAGUGAAGAUGACAAAGAGAAAGAUUUAUUGCCUGCUAAAAAAUUUAAGAAAAGAAAAAGAAAUAAGAAGCCUAAUAUGAAAAAACAUAAUAAAUAGGUUUCCAAUCAACAAUGUUAUUUUUUUCCUUAUGUUGAACAAUUAAAGAAGUAGGGACUUACUAAUUAUUAAUAAGUUUUAUAAAUAUAUUGUA